CACACACACACACACACACACACACACACACACACACGCACGCACACGGCUCUCCUCCCUCCCUCCAAUGGCUGCUACCAGUCCUCCUGCUCACGCUCUACUGGUGCUGUUUGAUCUCAAUGGGACGCUCGUCCACCGCACGUCCAAGACCUCGCGGGAGGUAGGCGAGCGGUACAGUCCGGCUGGCAAGGACUCGGGCAAGCGGCAUGUGUAUGUCCGCCCAGGUGGGGCUGAUGUUCUUGCUGCUCUGGCUGCUCAUCCGCGGGUUGCUGUGGGCAUCUACACCUCUACCUUUCUUCGGAAUGCUGCUCGGAUGACUCUGGCCGUCGCAAGAUCUGCCCAACUUGCUCCUGGUGCGCGCCUGUCGGAGAUCGAGGCUACUGCUCCCGACUGGAUCGCUGCUCCAAGGGCAGACUCCCGCCCGCUACUCCUUCAUCCGCUCACUGCUGCGUCUGCUAUCAAUGAGCUCGGUAGCGCGAGUGGUACCGCUGCCGAUGCUGCAGACGCCGCAGAUGCUGCCGAUCGCUGCGAGGACGGGCCGAAGCCUGGCGAGCUGUACAUCGACUACGUCCUCCACCGCGAUCAUAACAAGCCCGACCCGACGGGUGCCAAGUCGCAUGACACCAUCCGGGACCUGGGCGCAGUGUGGGGCGAAGAGGACGGGCCGGGCGCAGCUGGUUUUGGCCCGCACAACACCAUUGUUGUCGACAACGAGUUCCGCAAAGUCCGUGAAGUCCCGCACAAUGCGCUCGUUGUCCCCACCUUUGACGCUCAAAGCAUGACCGGUGACAGUGUUGAGGGAUAUGCCGUCAUAGACGCCGUCUACCGCUACAUUCUUGAUGUUUUGCUGCCGGCCUUUGAUGCCGACGCCAGCCAAGCCGACGACGCCGACGUCAGCCAGGCCGACGCCCCGCCACCCGACGUCCGCACCGUCCUCGCCACCGCACCCUUUGCUGCUACCGCAGACACAAUCUCGCUCCCGCCGCUUCCGCCAACGCCAGCCGUCGCCAUCGCCAUCGCCAUCGCCAUCGCCAUCGCCAUCGCACAACUCCCACAACUCGCCUUUGCAGCACUCUUCGAGCCCUGACAAGCGCC
Messenger RNA from Thecamonas trahens ATCC 50062, 1095 nucleotides. RefSeq lists its product as uncharacterized. The record is from RefSeq and is a predicted model, not a curated record. Bases 68 to 1087 code for a protein of 339 amino acids. NCBI's taxonomy places the organism in Eukaryota, Apusomonadida, Apusomonadidae. The transcript is spliced from 2 exons.